AUGGACUUGCUACAGAAGGAGCACGAGCGAGCGUGGAAGCGCAUGAAAGCGGCCAAGAGUAUCAACGACGUCCAAGCUACGAUUGACUUGCUACAGAAAGCCCGAGACUCGAUAGCUGCUGAUCCGACAAAGGCUUCAAUCACACUUGCAAAGCUACAAAAUCCAGUUAAGGCGUCAUUCGAUGCGACCAACGACAGUUUGAAAGAGACUCAUAGUAGUCUCAACAAGUAUACAAAAGCACUAGACAAGUUAUUCAAAGAUCGCCCUCUUCCUAGCACCGAAUAUGACGCCCUCUCAAGUUCACCGAGCCUCGUCAAUCGAGCGAUAGCCAUGCACUUACUCCGAGAAGGCCAAUUUUCAGUUGCAGCUACAUUCGUAGACGAAAUAGCGCAAGCAAAAUCCCCCGCUCAGCCUGAAUUCGAAGAAAAUUCGAUUAACGAGAAUAAUACGUCUACGAUCCUUGACCAGAUCCACUCAGACAGAAUCCGUGAAGAGUUCACCAAAAUGUAUCACAUACUACGCGAGCUUCGAGAAAACUCCAAUUUAUUGCCAGCAAUUGACUGGGCAAGGGACCAUCGAUCGGUUCUAGAGAGCCGAGGAAGCAACCUAGAGUUUGAGCUUUGUCGUCUCCAAUUCGUCUGGCUCUUUCAUGGUGGAACGAAACUACAAUACUCACCCAGCUCCGACGGCCGACAGGCUGCUCUAGAGUAUGCAAGGCAGGAGUUUUUGACAUUCACGCCCCGGUAUUUGAAAGAGAUUCAACAACUUAUAAGUGCUAUGGCAUUUUGGCCAAAUCUGGACGAAUCUCCAUAUCGGCAUAUUUUCAACAACCCGACGGCUUGGUCUGACGUAGCUCAUUCAUUCACACGAGAGUUCUGUUCGUUACUUGGGUUGUCGGCAGACUCUCCUCUUUAUAUAGCAGCAACAGCUGGCGCCAUUGCCCUUCCAACUUUAUUGAAAUUACAGACGAUUAUGAAGGCAAAGAGAACCGAGUGGACCACACAGGAUGAACUACCGGUCGAGAUACCACUACCGCCCUCGUAUCUGUUCCAUUCGAUAUUCGUGUGUCCCGUCUCGAAAGAACAAACUACGGAUCAGAACCCUCCUAUGAUGAUGCCGUGCGGUCACGUCAUUGCGCAGGAGUCCCUUCAGCGAAUCAGCAAGGGCAACAAAUUCAAAUGCCCUUACUGUCCGAGCGAGAGCCAUCCGAAGAAUGCCCGGAAAGUUAUAUUCUAA
This is a messenger RNA of Talaromyces marneffei, 1236 nucleotides long. RefSeq lists its product as uncharacterized. Lineage: Eukaryota; Fungi; Ascomycota; Eurotiomycetes; Eurotiales; Trichocomaceae. The record is from RefSeq and is a predicted model, not a curated record. Gene Ontology annotation, biological process: proteasome-mediated ubiquitin-dependent protein catabolic process. The coding region runs from base 1 to 1236 and encodes 411 amino acids. Gene Ontology annotation, molecular function: protein binding; ubiquitin protein ligase activity. The transcript has 4 exons. Gene Ontology annotation, cellular component: nucleus; cytoplasm; GID complex.